Messenger RNA from Suillus subaureus, 774 nucleotides. RefSeq lists its product as uncharacterized. Gene Ontology annotation, molecular function: protein binding. Lineage: Eukaryota; Fungi; Basidiomycota; Agaricomycetes; Boletales; Suillaceae. The record is from RefSeq and is a predicted model, not a curated record. Bases 1 to 774 code for a protein of 257 amino acids. The transcript has a single exon.
AUGGCCAAUGUUGCACUUGUUCCUCAGAUGUUCAACAACAUUUGGCAUGUUUACCAUCCUGAGCUGAAAAGACAGGAGUUCACAUGGGUUCAUGAAGAUAUUGUUGUCUGUAUUGCAACACAUCUAUAUGAUGAGCGAUGCCUACAGGCUUCUGUAUCACGCCUGAUCAAUGCAAUCAUGGAGCAGAAGGAUAAUCCUGGUCAUUGCUUUGGAAUCACAUUUUCUGUCUUCCAUUGCAUAAUUGUCAAAGUCAUCAAAGACACAUACACAGUGAUAUUUAGCCACAUGAGCACUCUCCAAUUUUUACCAUCAUUCUUUGCACAUUCACCUUCUAUGCCAGGCAUCACUGCUCUCACCCAUCUUGGCUAUCACAUCAACCAUGCACUCUUCAAGCGUGCUGUGGAGGUUUGCCAUUAUGCAUGGUACAUCAACAUUAAAGUGGAGAAAUUGCUCACUCAGAGAGCUGACAGGAGUGACGAUGUAUCACACAGCACCAUUUGCCCAACGCUGCCUCUUGAGCUUUGGCGAGACAUCACCCGGUAUCUCUCCCCUUUUGACCUCAUCAUCCUUGGAUUGGUCUCAAGACUAUGUCAUGAAGCAGCCUUGAUGGUACUCCACUAUCCCCACCUCUGUGGCUAUUGCCUUGUUGCCAUUCCCCAAGAGAAAUCAAAGUACCUGCAGAGGACACACACCUCUCUGCAGGCUGCAUCUUUUUGCACUGUACAAGCCAGCAUUCCUACUAUUGUGGAUGUUUGGGGUGGAGUUUCAGAAUAG